CUCGUAUUUAUAAACAACGUGUUGCUCUCACCAUCUUUCUCUAUUUUUGGUUUGAACACUUCCACUCUUUAAACAACCUGUCAUUCAUUCAACCAACGCCUCACCAGUGCUCAGUAUUCACGAACUCACUGCACCUACUCACCUACUUCCUCGGCUCUUAACGACGACAUUCAUAACCCUGCCCACCGCUCGCUCUUUCUUUUCCCAGCCAGCAUGAAGUUGUUCGCUAAACUUAUCGCACUCGUGGUUACCACUGCAGUCGCUGCGCCCGCUCACGAUGUUAAGCCUCGCAACCUGGUUGACGACGCCGCCCCGCAUCAGGAUGACCCCAACUUCAUCAGUGCCGUGAUGCGCGCCCACUGGUACUGGCGUCGGCUUCACUGCGCUCAGGACCUUAUCUGGGAUACUGCACUUGCGGACGCUGCUCGCGCCGACAUUUCGCAGUGCACCCAACAUCCUGAGCAUCAUCGCUCCGGCAGUAACCUAUCCUCCGUGAAACCACCCCCUAGCAACUACGAUGAGUGGAUCGAGUUCGCCCGUACCGCUACCCACGGCUGGCACGAGGAAGAGACCAAGUAUCCAUACGACAAUCCCCACUACGACGACGCCUGGGGUCACUUUAGCCAGAUGGUAUGGCGCAACACCACUCGUGUUGGUUGUGCUGUAGGACACUGCGAUGAAGGCAGGGUCGAGUGGCCGGGACGCUUCUAUUGCUACUACGAAUUCUUUGGCAAUAACAUUGCGCCAGGGCAAUUCGAGGCGCAGGUUUGGGGCCCUGUCUGCAGCGACCCUCUUUUCGGCGAAGCCACGGAGCGUGAGAACGUUCACUUCAACUGGGCUCGCAAGUAGAUAAAUGCUCCCACCGACUGCACACGCCUGUCUUGGAGCUAUGGUUGACUGCCCUCGGUCCGUCCAACUCUUUGACAACAUUGCGACACCGCCAUCUAACGGUAUACGACUACACCACGAUGCUCUCUUGUGUCCGAAAAUCAGCUUUGAUGCUACAUUUUCGUCUUUUCGAGAUGCCCAGCUUCAGUUUUUUGUGUCCUAAUUCAUGCGUAACCUUGGGCAGGAGAUGUUUUGGUAGCACUUUCGGUAUUCUUUGCAUCAACACUUGCGAAAAUUCAGGCAUUGAUAUCAUAGGGACUUACGCUGGUCAACUGAUAGACAAACCCUAUGCUCCUAAUAAUACGAUCAUCC
Molecule: messenger RNA, 1200 nt
Organism: Dothidotthia symphoricarpi CBS 119687
Lineage: Eukaryota; Fungi; Ascomycota; Dothideomycetes; Pleosporales; Dothidotthiaceae
Product: PR-1-like protein
Exons: 3
Coding region: 214-849 (211 amino acids)
Cellular component (GO): extracellular region
Source: RefSeq, a predicted model, not a curated record